Molecule: messenger RNA, 4528 nt
Organism: Sceloporus undulatus (fence lizard)
Lineage: Eukaryota; Metazoa; Chordata; Lepidosauria; Squamata; Phrynosomatidae
Gene: ATAT1
Product: alpha tubulin acetyltransferase 1
Exons: 10
Coding region: 92-1000 (302 amino acids)
Biological process (GO): alpha-tubulin acetylation
Cellular component (GO): microtubule
Molecular function (GO): tubulin N-acetyltransferase activity
Source: RefSeq, a predicted model, not a curated record
CGUCCAGAGCCAGCAGCCCUCCUGUUCUUGUGUUGUUAGUUAGCCGCAAGUCCACACAGGCAGAAAAGAUAAGGACCCGGAUGCAGGGAACAUGGAGUUCCCCUUCGACGUGGACGUCCUUCUGGGGGAGCGGAUCACCACUGUGGACCAACAAUUGCAGCCCUCGGGACGGAGAGGAGCCGGCUUCACCACGACUCACAGGGUGGAUCUACAGCACCAGCUUAUGACGAUUAUAGAUGAGAUGGGCAAAGCCUCUGCCAAGGCCCAGAAUCUGCCAAUUCCAAUCACCAGCGCCUCACGAAUGCAAACCAACCGCCAUGUUCUCUACAUCCUGAAGGAUAGUGAAGCAAAAACAACUGGGAAAGGAGCUAUAAUUGGCUUCCUUAAGGUUGGCUACAAAAAACUCUUUGUACUGGACCGCAAUGGAGCUCAUAAUGAAGUGGAACCCCUGUGUGUGCUGGACUUCUACAUACACGAGUCUCUCCAGAGGCAUGGCUAUGGCAAGGAGCUGUUUGAAUACAUGUUGCAGCGGGAACGAGUAGAACCCCACCAGCUGGCGAUAGACCGUCCCUCAGAGAAACUCCUGUCCUUUCUCCGGAAACACUAUUGCCUCAGUGACACUAUCCCUCAAGUGAACAACUUUGUGGUUUUCCAGGGCUUCUUUAAUUAUCAACGUGCUCCUAUGAAAAAGUUGCCUCCAAAACGUCAUGAGGGGGAGAUCAAACCAUAUUCCCUAUCAGACCGGGAGUUCCUGAAAGAAGAAGUUGAACCACCGUGGCCCUUCAACCAGUCUCGCUCACUGAUCCGCUCCAGCAGUGUGGGAAACUCCCCAGUACGGGGCUGCCUCAAGCCUUUUCUCAAUGAGCAGGAGCUGCUAAAGAACCUGCGCCUCUGCCCUCCACACUCAACUGCCCAGCAUCUGAUGAAUGGGGAGUCUGGUGACCCACUUUCACAGAGGCGGAGAACCAGCUCUCUGAAUCGCUCUGAAAACAGCCAUUGAUCGCCGGUCUCUGCUGUGUCUCACCAACUGUUGGGCCUCCACUUGUGUCUUGAGUUCUUUCUAGAAGCAAAAUUUGGUUUUACAUCCAAUUUCCUCAUCCCCUUCUUUUUUAUAAUAUUUUAUGGGUAGACUCUCUAAGGAUGUGGGCUUAUUUAUAUAGUGGGAGUGUGAGGGUUUUUUGGUCUUUCUCUUUUUUAUGCCAUAAUUCCUAAACACCCUUAAGAAAGUGAACUUGCCUGCAUUUUAGAAGAGCAGAUCCUCCUGCUUGGCUAAAAAAAUAUUUCAAAGUGUUUAUUAUGUUGUGCUUUAGUUCCAAAGUGAACAGAGUUUACAGGUGGAAAAUAUAGGUAUUUUGAGAUAAAAUACAAAAUACAGUGUAUUACAAACACUGGGAACUGCAACCUAUUGCCAAAUAGACCUGCCUUGGGCUCUUGUCAGUGACUAGCCAUGGAUCCAAAGAAGACAAUGGACAGAGGCCUCAUAUAAAUUACUGCAAUCCUUGAAGACUUUUAAAAAGUUGUUGGUCUGGUAAGAUGUGGUCUGCUGUUUGGCAAGGUUAAGCAAUCAACCAGAGGUAGCAAAUUUUACAGUACCAUUAAAAGUAACUAUCAUGUUAUUUAGUUAUUAUACUUAUAUUGCUGUCUGAGGGAGGCACAAUUUUGCCUUCUUGCCUAUCUAUGAUCCCCCCCCCCUUUGAUUGAAGACAGAUGGUGCUUUUAUUUCAGAGUUAGUGGUGAUAGGGAAGAGGCAUUGAUGCCUGUGGCACAUAGAGUUUUUGCUGUUUCUCUGAUAAAUAGAUUUUGUAGUGAAUUUGCCUCUUUAGAAGUGCCCCAGGUCAGACCUGCUGUCUGGGAACUUCAUUUGUAAAACCCAUGGUAUUUCUCUUCAAUGUUUGUUUAGUCAGCAGAAAUCUCUUCGAUUAUCAUUAUCGUUCUGACUAAAUGGACUCUCAUCUGUUAAUGCUUGUGGCCCUACAUAUAUUUAUUUAGCCUUGAAAGUGCCACAAAAUUCUUUAUUGUGUUUGGUACAUGUUGUCGAUGAUUACAUACAAAAUAAUUGUCUUCAGGCAGCCAGGCAAAGCUUUUUGUGAAAUGGAACAGAGUUGGUUUGUUCUCUUCUGGGCUGUCAGUUUGCUUUGAAUCUCUAAUUUGGAAAUGGGGGCAAGCUAGAAGAAUUAGUAACAUGAAUAUGUGGAUAGCUUAGCACCUUUUUGUGGUCUUAUUUGAAAAGCUGGACAAGGGAUGGGAAGCUAGAGAGCUCAGUGAAACCCCACAGCCAUCCUUUUUGCCCCCUCCUUGACUUUGAAACAAUACCACCCCCAGCUCUGUUAUGCACCUUGCCUCUUUCUGGACACCUUUCAUCCUUGCUAGGAGUGACUGAGGUAUAUUUUCAAUUAACAUUGUGCUUAAGUUAAUAUAAAUGAAGGGGGAAGGAAUAGAGCUGGCCCAUACCAUGUCAGAUGAUUGGUGAGUAUAAACACGGUUUGCUGUUUACUUUGGCCAAAUCUCUCCAGAGCCUUGGAAAGAAAUGGGGAGUUUUAUAGCCUUGCCGCCUGAGAUAGUUUAAGUAGAGAUGCUAUGGAAUGUGCCUGGGACCUUCCACAUCAACAUGUUGUAGCACAGAGAAUGUGAGCUCUGCCUUUCCAAAACAGGCCCCUCUGGAAAGGGGUAUCAUGCUUCCAUGGGGAGAGUCGUUUCCCCCAAAUAAAGAGCAUGAGAAGAGACAUCCUCCUAAAACAACUCAGCUCACCAACUGCCCCACCUGCAUUAGGUGCUUUAGGGAUUCUUGUACCACACUCACAGUUAAUGUCUAAAGAAAUUUGUGAAAGAAAAGUGAGAAGAGCCAGACAUCAAGUUCAAUGUGGUUUAAGUUGUCCAUUUGGCUGUGGAGUGGAUUCUCCCCAGUCCGCAAGUAGUCACAGAGAAUACUAAUACUGUAGCAGUUUGAUUUUCUACUCUCCGUAUUAGAAAAACAAAAACAAAACAAGCCUUACCAGCAGCUGUGGGGCUCAGGUCAAGCAUCCAGAGAAAGGGAACUACAUGUAAAUAAAGCCCACUGUAAUUCAGUGUUUUAGCUCCCCCAAAUGAAUGGAAAUCAUGCAAGGGUAUUGAAGCAUCUCACCCUUCUCAGCAGAUCCAGCCUUGCUCCAUUUUCUUAUCUUUGCCUGCUUUAUGGCAGUCAGUUGUGUCUGUGGUAUUUUGAGAUGUUGUUCUGUCUCGAAUAUGUUUUUUGCUCAUUUGGAGUGGGGCACUUGUAGCCCGUAAGACUGUCUUGCGUAUUUGCUUUGUGGUUUAAACAGAUACGGUUCUGGUGAUUUUAAUAAAUACAUCAGUUGCCUCCAUGCUCGCAAAGCAGGGGAAGCCUUUAUAAGGCAAUAUAAAUUACAGAGCUUGGUCAAGAGCUUACUUUUCUGGGACUACACCUUCCAUAGUAUUCUAGCUAGUGUGGCCAUUAUUACCUUAAAAAGUUGUCUAGAAAGGAAAGGUAACAUUUCCAAGCUCUAAUUGAAUGGUUUACCUCAGCUUGAGAAGCAGAAAUUAGGAGCUUUAUUUUCCAGUUCCACAUGGAAAAUUGAUGGUUUCAGAGAAUAAAGAAGAAGAAAUCAGAAGUUGGAAGCCAAGAAUGAAAGUCAGGACUUGUGUGCCUUGAAGCUGAAAUUGGUUACAAGGAAAAGAAAGAUAUUGGGAAUUGGAUAUGCCUGAUAGAGACUUUUUAUGAUAGAUAAGGAAAUGUAUGUAGAUUCAGAGCUGGGAAGGGGGAAGAAUAAGAUGUGUGCCAGGUAACCCAAAUUCUGUGCCAGGAAAAGCAGCAGCUUAUCUAACCAUGUGCAUACGAAGUUGCUUAGCUUUUUUUUUAGAUACUUACUAACUGGUAGUUGUACUGAAAUCAGGACUAAGAAUCCUUUGGGCUAGAAUGGAUGGACUGUUACUAUAGGAUUUAUUUAUAUACCGCCCAAUCACUGGGAAUCCGAGUGGUUAGAAAGAAACUAGGAAGAGCUAGGUUCAGAUUUCCACUUAGCCAAUAAAGUUCAGAAGCACCAGCGUGGUGCGGUGGUGUGAGCAUUGGACUAUGACUCUGAAGACCAGGGUUCAAAUCCCGGCUCAGCCAUGUAAACUGAGUGGGUAGCCUUGGGCAAGUCGCACUAUCUCGGCCUCAGAGAGAGCAGUGGCAAACCCCCUCUGAAGAAUCUUGCCAAGAAUACCCCAUGAUAGACUUGCCAUAAGUCAGAAAUGACUUGAAGGCACACAACAAUAAACAACAACAAUAAAGUUAAUAGGGUGACUUUGGGCUAAUCACUCUCUCAGUAGACCUACCUCACAGGGUUGAGGGGAAAGGGUAUGCCAUAUCAUUUGCCUUUGUGAGCCUCCAGAGAAAAAGAUAGGAUGAAAAUGUAGUAAUGACUUAUAUUUAGGGGAAUUGUAUAUACUCAUGUAUAAGUCUAGAAAUGUUAAUCAAAAAAUUGACCCCAAAAACCCUGAGUCGGCUUAUCCAUGGGUCAAUGUAAGUACUGUACUUUAACUCUUAUUU